CAGAAAAGGAGAAAAGGUAACUCCACUUAAUCUCUCCGGCUGAUUAUAAACCCGACCAUCUCGCUCUGUUGUGAAACCCCAAUAAACAGACUGCAGCAAAAUAAACACGACAAAUUGCCAAAUACAUAGCAAAGAUUUAAAGGAUUUACAGCUCAAACAACUGUAUAAAGAACAAAGGAUUUAGAGCUCAAAUCCUUGUGUAAUGCUAGUAAAGAGAAGAAGGAUUCAAAUCUCAAACCCUCGUGUUAUGGUAAUAAAUAUCUUUUCUUGAGGAUUAAUAAAAAUUCUUAUCCAUGCCGGAUGAAAUCUUAGCGCAGGCUAUGGCUCUUUCCUCUCACUCGGAAAGGCAGGCGUUAGUGAAGGCUUGCGUAUCCCGGGACUGGUCUAAGGCCAUUCGUAUUCUUAAUUCCAUUAUUGAGCAGUCUUGCACAGUACAGGACAUAUGCAACCGAGCAUUUUGUUACAGCAAGCUGGAGUUGCAUAAGCACGUGGUCAAGGAUUGCGAGAAGGCACUGGAGCUGGAUCCGAAUAAUCUCCAAGCUUGUAUUCUUAAAGGUCAUGCAUUGACUGCUUUGGGCAAGCGGCAGGAUGCAGUGCAGGCUUGGAAGGAAGGUUAUGGAUAUGCACUGGGCCGAUCCGUGGAUCUAAAGCAACUACUCGAUUUGCAGGAAUUACUAGCUGAUUUAAAAAGUGAUUUAUCAGUGGUCAGUGAUAGUGAAAAUGGAGAGUCACCAAAUUCAACACUGACUUCUUCCAACUCAAAUUGUACAAGCCCUUUCCAAUCUGUUGAGAAGGAAAAGCUUUCCAGAAAGGAAAACACUACUGAGAAGGAAAAACCUGUUGAGAGGACAAAACCUUCACAUAAAGAGGUUGAUGUAGGCUCUCAAGUUGCUCAAAAAACUCGGUCAAUAAGCUUGGAUCUUCGGUUAUCAAGAGGAAUAGCCCAGGUUAAUGAGGGCAAUUAUGAACAUGCCAUAACUAUAUUUAAUCAGAUAUUGAGGGAUAAUCCAACAUCGGCUGAGGCACUAAUAGGAAGAGGAACUGCAUAUGCAUUUCAAAGAAAGCUUGAAAUUGCAAUUUCAGAUUUUUCUAAGGCAAUACAAUCAAAUCCCUCAACUGGGGAGGCAUGGAAACGACGUGGGCAGGCAAGAGCAGCAUUAGGAGAAAACAAAGAGGCAGUUAAAGACCUAACGAGAGCACUAGAAUUUGAUCCGAAGUCAUCAGACAUUUUGCACGAAAGAGGUAUGGUAUUCUUCAAAUCCAAGGACUUUGAAGAUGCCGUAGCAGAUCUGGGUACAUGUGUACUGUUGGAUAAGGAUAAUAAGUCUGCAUACAGUUACAUGGGAUUAGCACUAGUAGCUGUCGGUGAACACAAGAAAGCAUUUGAAGCACAUAGAAAAGCAGUGCAGCUCGAUCCAUGUUUCAAAGAGGGAUUGUGUCAUAUGGCACAGUCAUAUCAAGAGCUAGGAGAAUCUGAGAAGGCUGUGGAAUGCUUGGAGAAAGUUUUGUCCAUUGAUGAAAGGUUUGUAAAUGCAUAUCGUUUGCUGGGAAUUCUUCGACAUGGAUUGGGAGACCAUAAGAAUGCUAUUAAAGAGCUGUCUGCUGGUUUGGAGUGGGAUGAGUCGAAUUUAGAAUGCUUAUACCUGCGAGCAUCUUGCUGGCAUGCAGUUGGAGAUUAUAAAAAUGCGAUGAAAGACUAUGAUGCCGUUCUUAAUCUCGAUGUUGAUUCUCAAGAGAAAUUUGUACUUCAGUGCCUAGCCUUUUAUCAGCGUGAACUUGCUUUAUAUAUUGCUUCAAAAGCCAAUGUAUUCUUCAGCUGGUUUGACAUUGAUGGUGAUGUACAUCCUUUGUUCAAAGAGGCCUGGUGUAAGAGACUGCAUCCAAAAGGGGUAUGUGAAGUAGUGGUAAGACAACCACCACUGCGGGAGUCCUUAAAAAAAGGUCGUCUGAAACAGCAAGAUUUUGUAAUGACAAAGCCUAAGAAGAUACUACUUCAAGCUGCAGAUCGUAUUGGUGAGAAAAUCCAAUGCUACUGUCCCGGUUUCCUAAAGAAUAAGCGUCAGCAUCGCAUGGCAGGCUUAGCUGCACUGGAAGUUGCUCAAAAGGUAUUAAAUACAUGGCAGGCUCUGCGAGAGUCGAGCAUAUCUGGAAAUGUAAGUGAAUCCAAAGUUGGGAAAAGAACAAAGAAAAAGGAGCGGGGUAACACGGUCAGUCAGAAUCGUGGGGGUGUGUGUUCUAGUAGCACCAGAAGCAGUGAGGCUUCAACAUCUUGUAGUUGUCAUGAAGAAAAGUCUUCAUUGGGUCGCUUUACACUGGGUUGGCAAGAUAUUUAUUCUAUAGCUGUAAAGUGGAGACAGGCUUCAGAACCUUGUGACCCUGUAGUUUGGGUCAACAAAUUAAGUGAGGAGUUCAAUGCAGGGUUUGGAUCCCAUACACCUAUAAUUCUUGGACAAGCAAAGGUGGUUCGCUACUACCCAAAUUUCAAUAGGGCAUUUUCUAUUACAAAGACACUGAUGCUUGAGGGAAAAGAUGUGUACAAUGCUGCCAAUAACCUGGUAGAUCUGUCAGACCCUGCAAAGCUGGAAGCUAUAAAGGCUGCCCAAACUUGUUCUGAACUCUACAGUACCAUCGAUGAGGACUUUUGGGUAGUAACUUCCUGCCACAGCAAAGCUUAUGAGGGGAAAAUUCUCGAGGGAACACGUUUGACAAUGCAAAAGAAAGGAGAAAAGGCUUUUGAUUUUUCAAUAAGGACACCCUGUACCCCACAACGAUGGGCAGAUUAUAAUGCUGAAAUGGCUGCAGCCUGGGAGGCUCUUUGUGAGACAUACUGUGGUGAACCAUAUGGAUCAACGGACAUAAGUUGCUUGGAGAAAGUUCAGGAGUGCAUUUUGAGAUUAUCCUUUUACUGGUAUAAUUUCAUGCCAUUGUCACGAGGAACAGCUGCUGUUGGCUUUGUAGUAUUACUUGGUCUAUUUCUUGCAGCCAACAUGGAGUUCACUGGAAAAAUCCCAGAGGGUGUACAGGUGGACUGGGAAGCAAUCCUGUCUACAGAUUUUCAAUCGUUUGUGCAGGCUGUUCAACCUUGGUUGUAUCCAUCAUUGAAAACAGGCACAUCAUGGCAGACACUUCCUAUCAUCUCAACAACAUUUUUAACAACAGCAUCUGUCAUCGCAGCAUUGAGUACCUAUGAGUCCCAACCUUCUAAUGUUUAGCAUUACCGUCUUCAACAAGGACUCCUUAGAUCACAUUAAAUUCAUUACAGAAUGCAAUUUGGUGGAAGUAGAAUUUUUUAUUCUCCACUUGCAUUGAUAAUCAAACUAAUGUAUCCAUAGGUACAGGCUGCCUAACCCUAUUUUUUGCAUUGCAUUUAUUGCAAUGCUCUUCUACCAAAGUCGGUUGAGAAAAUAAAUAAUUAUUUGUCAAUUUGCCUGAGAUUUUGUAGUUAAAGAGUUGUGUCAGCGAAGCUUAAGGCUGUAUAAAUGGCUAUCUCCAUUAGUGCCAAAUAUAGCCUUGAUUUUUCGUCACUUCCCUCUAUGAUGAGAAUCUUGCUUCAUGACAAUUCUCGUUUUAUUGUCAAAGCUGUUGGCUACUUUUUGAAGGCUGUCCAUAUGUUUAUUUGAUUGUUUUUCAUUAAUGUUGAUAACGUGGAAAUAAUGUCUAUACAUGUUAUUUUUCUUUAAAA
Molecule: messenger RNA, 3682 nt
Organism: Cryptomeria japonica (Japanese cedar)
Lineage: Eukaryota; Viridiplantae; Streptophyta; Pinopsida; Cupressales; Cupressaceae
Product: suppressor of RPS4-RLD 1
Exons: 24
Coding region: 294-3212 (972 amino acids)
Biological process (GO): negative regulation of DNA-templated transcription
Molecular function (GO): protein binding
Source: RefSeq, a predicted model, not a curated record